GAGGGAGAAGAAAGGGGAGAGAGAGAGAGAGAGAGGAGCGAAAAAACGGGGAAAGGCAGAUUCAACAGAAACAGGGGGGAGGACGGUGGAUGAUUUUCGCCGUAAAAGUUGCAUUACAACCCAUUUAAGAGUUGCGGCCGAGAGGAAUAAAACAAGAUGAUAACGCCCUACUUCCUAGAGAAUUUCUGGGGGGACAAAAACAAUGGCUUCGACGUUCUCUACCACAACAUGAAGCACGGGCAGAUUUCCUCCAAGGAGCUGACGGACUUCAUCAGAGAAAGGAGCACUAUCGAAGAAGCCUACGCCCGGUCCAUGACCAAACUCGCCAAGUCCGCCGGCAACUUUUCUCAGCUCGGGACCUUCGCUCCGGUGUGGGAUGUGUUCAAGACCUCCACGGAGAAGCUGGCCAGCUGUCACAUGGAGCUUGUGAGGAAGCUGCAGGAGCUUAUAAAAGAGGUCCAGAAGUAUGUGGAGGAGCAGGCCAAAGCACACAAGAAGACUAAAGAAGAGGUGGCGUCCACCCUGGAGGCCGUGCAGAACAUCCAGACCACCUCUCAGGCCCUGCAGAAGUCCAAGGAGAUCUACAACGCCAAGACCGUGGAGCAGGAGCGCCUCCGCAAAGACGGGGCCACCCAGAGAGAUGUGGACAAGGCCGGAGUGAAAGCCAAAAAAGCCACGGAGACCUACAAGUCCUUCGUGGAGAAAUACGCUGCGGCCAAGUCGGAGUUUGAACAGAAGAUGGCAGAAACUGCUCAGAAAUUCCAAGACAUCGAAGAAAACCACAUCGUGCACAUGAAGGAGAUCAUCCGGUCGUACUCGCAGUCCGUCGACGAAACGCACAUCCAAAUAGGAGAGGUCCACACUGAAUUUGUGAGGAACAUUGAGAACACGUCGGUGGAGAGCUUAGUGCUCAAGCUGUCCGAGAGCAAAGGAACGGGCAAAGAGAGGCCAGGACCCAUUGAGUUCGAGGAGUGCAAUGCAGCCAUUGCUACUGAAGGUGCCAAACCCAGAAAGAGAAAACCAUUUGGAAUCCCCGGUCGAAGGAAAGACAAAGACACCGACUCCAUGGAGUCGACAGAAGUGGAAGCUGCUAACGCUGCCAACGGCGCUCACCCCGGCUACUACGGCGCCAUAGACAUCCAGAAUGCAAAUGUUCCUCAGGUGGACGCAGACGGUUUCUGUAUCCGACCGGAAGCAAACGAAAACGAUGCCAAAGAGAACUCCUUCUACUCGUCCAGCGACUCCGAGGACGACGAGGAGCCCCGCAGGUUCCACGUGGAGAUCAAGCCCGUCCAGCCCAACCACGGCCCCCCCCAGAACCGGGCCUCCAUCGACCAGCUCAAGGCCUCCAUCGGGAACAUCAUCCUGUCGCCCUCCGCCUCGGGUCAGAUGCGGAGGAACCAGUCCAGGAUCACCAGAGCUCCUGCGUUAAGCCCUGAGGGUCUCGGUGACGAGCUGGGAAAGGCCAGAGUGCCGACGCCAUUCGAACUGAGCAACAACGACCUUCUGUCUCUGGACCCGUUCGGCCCGACCCGCGCGGCAGGCUCCGCCUCCUCCCUGUCCUCAUCAGCAGACCUCGCCUCUGUCUUCCUUUCAAUCCCUCCAUCUCCACCUUUUCUGAUGAAUGAGCCCGACGUCUUUCUGCCUGAGGCAUCAGCUGAGUCGGUGACACAACGGGAACGCGCUCCUCCUCUGGCGGCGGCGAGCCGACAGUCCAAAGACGUCUCCUCUUUCUCCUCGUCCACGUCCUCGCCCCGGGACUCUCUGGACGACCCCUUCCAGGCGCCCCCGCCGGCGAGGGCCCGCAGCGCGCCCAUCACCGCGCCCGCCGACCCCGCGGGGACCCCCCCGAAGAGCGGCGGCUUCCCGCCCUGGUCCCAGAGCCAGUGGAUCGCCUUCGGCGAUAACUUGGCUCCGGCUCGCCGCUCGGGGCCCCCGGCCGGCUCCGGCAGGUCGUGCCGCUUCCUGUCCGCCGAGGAGCCCUGCGGGGGGGGCGCCGACCCCUGCUUCUCCGAGCUCUUCUGCGGGGCGUCAGAUAGGCCGAUGGCAGCAGCUCCAUCGAGCAAGGCAUUCAAUGUGCCGUUGCCACACCGGCCGACGACCCCGCUGACGGCCGGCGCCCUGGUGCCCCCCCCUCGACCCUCCUCCCGGCCCAAACUCCCCUCGGGAAAACUCACCGGCAUCACUGAGAUUGUGCGGCCGUUCAGCCCGCCCAAGACCUCCAACAGCGUCAGCCCUCCCCCCACUGCUCCUCUCGCCCGGGCGGAGAGCUCCUCCUCCUUGUCCUCCAACGCCUCGCUCGGCGCCGGCAACACCCCCACCAUCGAGGAAGACGUGUUCAUUGGGAAGCUGCCCACCUUUGAGAAGCGGUGUGAAACACCAGCAGGGACGUCUCGCGGUCCCAGCCCGGUGACCUUGGCCUCCCUGGACGCUUUGCCCAUUGCCGUGGCCUUCACAGAGUCGGUUAAUGCUUACUUCAAAGGAGCUGAUCCCACUAAGUGCAUCGUGAAGAUCACAGGGGACAUGACCUUGUCCUUCCCCAUGGGCAUCAUCAAGGUGUUCACCACCAACCCCUCCCCCGCCGUGCUCGCCUUCAAGCUGAGGAACACCAGCAGGUUGGAGCAGGUCCUACCCAACCAGCAGCUUCUGUUCAGUGAUCCCUCCCAAAGUGACUCAAACUCCAAGGACUUCUGGUUCAACAUGCAAGCGCUGACGUCCUACCUCAGGAAAUCUUCAGAACAGAAUCCUACCGCUUCCUAUUACAACGUGGACAUCCUAAAAUACCAGGUGCAGUCUGACGGGAUCCAUUCCACUCCUCUCAACCUGGCCGUGUACUGGAAGUGCACGGCCAGCGCGUCGGACCUGCGGGUGGACUACCGCUACAACCCGGAGUCCAUGUCCCCCCCCGGCCCGCUGUCCAACGUUCAGAUCUUGGUGCCCGUCGACGGGGGGGUCACCAACAUGCAGUCGCUGCCCCCCUCCAUCUGGAACCCGGAGCAGAACAAGAGUCUGUGGAAGCUGAGCGACAUCUCGGAGAAAUCUGAGAACGAAGGAGCCGGGUCCUUGAGGGCCAAGUUCGAGCUGUCGGACGGCCCGUCGACCCCUCAUCCCCCUGGCGGAUGCAGUUCAUGAGAGAGAGCAGCACCUCUGUCAGGGUUGAACAUGAAGCUAGCAGGGACCCAGCGUACAGACUCUCCCUCAUCAAGAAGACGUUUUGCACCG
Molecule: messenger RNA, 3222 nt
Organism: Gasterosteus aculeatus aculeatus (three-spined stickleback)
Lineage: Eukaryota; Metazoa; Chordata; Actinopteri; Perciformes; Gasterosteidae
Source: RefSeq, a predicted model, not a curated record